CGCGACCACCGUGACGCUCCACUAAUAAGACAUCGCCUUCAUGCUCUAGUUACUGCUUAAUAUUCAGGAGAAAUUACCUCCAGUUCUAUAUUCUAAAUAAAUCUAAUAAAUUCACAAUAACAUCUCGAAGAUGUUAACCUCCGGACUCACCAACGCCUCGAUCUCCAAAUCUCUCCUCAUCUACACCGUCGCCUCCUCAGUGGCUCUCGCUAUCUUCGACCUUAAGCACCUCACUAGUAUCCAAGUCGCGCCACACAUCUGGCAAUAUGGACAAUUUUGGCGCAUUCUGGUGUGGCAGGUAGCCGGAUUCGCGAACUCGACGGAGGCGCUGUUCGCCGCGAUGCUAGUGUAUCAUCUACGAGUUGUCGAGCGCGCUUGGGGAAAAAGAAAGUUUGCGACCUUCCUCCUCACCACACUCCCCUACACAACCCUCCUCCCACCUCUCCUCCUCAUCCUCGUCCUCCGACCCAUCACCCUCGGGAAAUUGAACUACCUACCCUCCGGACCCGUAGCGACCAUCUUCGCCUUAUUAGCGCAAUACCACGCCUCAAUCCCAUCUACCUUCCGCUACCGGAUCUCCACGUCAUCUGCAUCUGAUUCGAACGAGACGAAAGACCAACCGCAACAGAGCAGCAAGUCCCUUACUCUUACACUGUCUGAUAAAUCUACAACGUAUAUUGUCGCUGCGCAACUGGCUUUGUCGCAGUUCCCGGCGAUGGUCGUCCCCGCUGCGGUGGGAUGGCUGGUUGGUGUGGCCUGGCGGAUGGAGUUCCUGCCUGGGACUGGCGCGUGGAGAGUCCCGGCGUGGAUGGUGGGGGAGAAAGAGCGGAGAGUUGUAAAUGGAGCUGGAGGGGCAGAUGGUGGAAGAUAUGAGGACUUGAGGAGGAGGUUGGAGGGAGAGGCUAUUGCGGCGUCGGCGAGUUCGUCGGCUACGGGUGCGACGGGGGAUGCUGCGGGACAGAGGUUGAGGAGGAGUGGGGGGAUAUAGAUUAGAGGGUUUUUCCAUGUAGUUAUUACGAUAUAGGAG
This is a messenger RNA of Aspergillus vadensis CBS 113365, 1027 nucleotides long. RefSeq names its product protein dscB (gene dscB). NCBI's taxonomy places the organism in Eukaryota, Fungi, Ascomycota, Eurotiomycetes, Eurotiales, Aspergillaceae. The coding region runs from base 131 to 988 and encodes 285 amino acids. The transcript has 2 exons. The record is from RefSeq and is a predicted model, not a curated record.